CUUAAUAAUCCACCCAAAAUUUGACAUUAAAAAUGCUCUGUUUUAAAACCAAUAAAACCAUUUUUUCUCUCUUAAUAGCCUAACACAAGAAAGGGGAGAAAACCCAAGAAGAAGAGGAAGAAGAAGAACUCACAGCCUCCUCUCCUCCUCCUCCUCUUCUUCUUUUUCUUCUUCAUCAUCAUCAUAUUCUUCUUCUGAGAUUUUCAAAGAUGGGUUCUCAGGUAUCAAAACAGGUGGAGAGGAGAAAGGCAAUAAAAACAGAGAAGAAAACUCUCAUCGAUCUCAAAGUAUCCGAUGGCUGUGAUUUUCCUGGCUGUGAUCACCGUCCACAAGACAGAAAAAACUGGAUGUCAAGUCUCAACCCAGAAAAGCUUCACGUAAACCAGAUUGUAUGGCCUGGAACACACGACUCUGCAACCAACAAAAUUGGAAUCCCCUUAAUCUCUCGUCCAUUCGCGCAAUGUCAAUCCUUGUCAAUAUAUCAUCAGCUCGUUAGAGGAGCCAGAGUCCUCGACAUCCGGGUUCAGGAGGAUCGCAGGGUCUGCCAUGGAAUUCUCUUAACAUACAGUGUUGAUGUUGUAAUUGAAGACAUAAAGAAGUUCCUGUCAGAAACCGAGUCAGAGAUCAUAAUUCUGGAAAUCAGGACUGAAUUCGGACAUGAAGACCCUCCAGAGUUCGACAAGUACUUGAUUGAAAAACUGGGAGAUUAUUUGAUUCAUCAGGACGAUCAUGUGUUUGGAAAAACAGUAGCAGAGCUUUUACCAAAGAGAGUUAUUUGUAUUUGGAAACCAAGAAACUCUCCGCAGCCGAAACACGGGAGUCCAUUGUGGAGUGCAGGGUAUUUGAAAGACAAUUGGAUUGACACAGAUUUGCCAUCAACGAAGUUUGAGAGCAAUAUGAAGCAUUUGAGUGAGCAACCGCCAGUUUCAUCAAGAAAGUAUUUUUACAGAGUGGAGAACACUGUGACACCACAACCAGACAACCCUGUUUUGUGUGUGAAGCCUGUGACUAAUAGGAUUCAUGGAUAUGCUAGGUUGUUCAUCACUGAAAGCUUCUCCAAAGGAUAUGCAGAUCGGUUGCAGAUCUUCUCUACUGAUUUCAUUGAUGAAGAUUUUGUUGAUGCUUGUGUUGGACUUACUUAUGCUAGAGUUGAAGGGAAGGCCAAUAUUUGAUAACUUGUUCUCUUGUAAGUAGUUUCUGGGUCCAAUAAAGUUUAUUCGUUUGUGUUAUAAUCUGUCUGUACCAUCAUUUCUGUGUGAUGCAUAAAGUUUGGUGUUGAUUGUUCUUCCACUUUAUGUGAAUAAAAAUCUCAUUUCUGCUUAGUGGGUUUUUUCUUAUAAUGAAAUUUCUAUCAA
Messenger RNA from Tripterygium wilfordii, 1355 nucleotides. Its product is annotated as PI-PLC X-box domain-containing protein DDB_G0293730-like. The record is from RefSeq and is a predicted model, not a curated record. Gene Ontology annotation, biological process: lipid metabolic process. The transcript has a single exon. Gene Ontology annotation, molecular function: phosphoric diester hydrolase activity. Bases 210 to 1172 code for a protein of 320 amino acids. NCBI's taxonomy places the organism in Eukaryota, Viridiplantae, Streptophyta, Magnoliopsida, Celastrales, Celastraceae.